Symbiodinium pilosum is the source of this 684-nucleotide messenger RNA. NCBI's taxonomy places the organism in Eukaryota, Dinophyceae, Suessiales, Symbiodiniaceae. The record is from the annotation of a GenBank genome assembly.
AUGCGGAGGCAUGCCGACAUCUACGUCGUCGGCAUCUCCCAGGGGGGCGAGGAGGCGGAUCGCCUCCUGGCGAGGCGCCUGGCCGGCACCCUGGAACGCGGCGGAUUUAGCUGCGCAGGCGAUCACCAGGCUUGUGAGGACGAGCCGGCCAGGGUCAACAUCGAGGAGACCACUGAAUGUCGUUGCGUCUUCUUCGUCAUAUCACCAGGCGCUCCCGUGGACGCAGCGGUCGUAGCGCAGUUGAAAGGGGCGGCCAGCGCCGGACGAACGACAAGGUGCAUCUAUGAAUCCGGGCCGAGCGCCUGCCAGGACCUUUCUGAGUGGGGCUCCGCCAUCCCGGCAGCCUUCCUCCGGCCAGCUGUGCCCAUCUCUCGCUUCUUUCCGCGGGUUUCGGAGAUUCUCGUUCUCGCCGCCGCACGCGAGGAGCUGCAGCGCGCAGCACCGCGGCAGGUAGAGUCGGAUGGACAAGCAGACUUCAUACGAGGCUUCACGGCAGAUCCUGGCGGGCGCUUCGCCGGGCCUGCACGUGAAUUCCAGUCGCUGAUGGCUGGAAAUGAGGGCCAGGACAGUGCAAACUUCAUACAGCUGGCUGGCUUCCGGUGCGUCCAGUGGCUGCCUGCACAGGAGGUUUUGCUGUCCUGCGGCGCGGAAGAGAGCACCGAGGCCCUGCACAGCCUGCUCGAG